Eublepharis macularius is the source of this 3457-nucleotide messenger RNA. Its product is annotated as cytosolic phospholipase A2 epsilon-like. Gene Ontology annotation, biological process: glycerophospholipid catabolic process. Lineage: Eukaryota; Metazoa; Chordata; Lepidosauria; Squamata; Eublepharidae. The transcript is spliced from 18 exons. The record is from RefSeq and is a predicted model, not a curated record. Gene Ontology annotation, cellular component: cytosol. The coding region runs from base 34 to 2385 and encodes 783 amino acids. Gene Ontology annotation, molecular function: calcium ion binding; calcium-dependent phospholipid binding.
GGAACAUCAGCACAUACUUGAACAGAAAACAUAAUGGAUGCACAUGAAAGUUUAUCACAUCUGGUAGAGACAUCACCUUGUUACAUGCUCACAGUACGAGUGAUAAGAGCAAGGAAUCUCCGACGAACAGAUACCUUUAGCCACACUGAUUGCUACUUGAUUCUAUGGCUUCCGACAGCUUCUUCCAUACAAUUCCGAACAAAGUCUGUUGAAAAUUCCAAAGACCCUGUAUGGAAUGAAACCUUCAAUUUCAUGGUCCACAGUAAAGUGAAAAACAUGUUGGAGCUCAGUAUCUAUGAUGAGGAUAACAUUUCCAAUGAUGACCACCUUUUCACUGUGCGCUUUGAUAUAUCUGGACUUCCACUAAAUGAAAAAGUUCUCAUGCACUUCAAGUCCAAUCCAAAAUCUCGCCAAGUUUGCUGUUUGGAAUGUGAAGUGCAGGAAAAAAAGGCACAAAAAACAAAGCAAGAACUAUCCCUUACGGUAAAAGGAUCACAUGAAGGACACCAGAAACGUAGUCUUGGCUCUGAUUUUUGUAUUAGUCCUACAUGGCAGUCUGCAUUCCAUUAUGUGAAAUAUAAACAGCCAACACUGGAUGUUAGACUACCAAAAAAGGAUCUAGAUUAUGCCUUUGGCCAAUAUGCCGGUAAUGGAGAAGAAGGAUCCCUGAAAGUGCAGAUCAAUUCACUUCCUACAAAGAAAAAGAUUAUGCUAGCAGAGAACAAUGAAUUUGCUUUGCAUGUAAAGACAGAAGACUGUCAGAAUGUCCUAGAUGUGCGCUUGGGGUAUGACCUGUGUCCACAAGAGCAAGAUUUCCUUGGCAAAAGAAAGAACAUUGUUGCUGGGGCACUGAAAAAAGUUCUCGGACUAGAAAGGGACCUGCAGGACCAUGAGAUUCCAGUUGUGGCAAUCAUGACAACAGGAAACAGUACAAGAUCAUUGACGGCAUUGUAUGGAAGCCUACAAGCUCUUAAGAAGUUAAAUUUAAUAGAUUGUACUACAUAUUUGACUGGUUUUUCAGGCACAACAUGGACCAUGGCAAAUUUAUACAAAGAUGCUUAUUGGUCACAGAAGGAUCUGGAUGAGCAAAUCAGUGAAACGAAAAGACACGUGACCAAAAGCAAGACAGAUUGCUUUUCCAUGGAGCGUCUGAAAUAUUACAACAGGCAGCUGCUUCAACGGAAACAAGAAGGACAAAAAACAUCCUGUAUAGAUCUAUGGGGGCUUCUUAUUGAAUAUUUCUUAAAUGAUGGGAAAGACAAACAUAAGCUAUCUGAUCAACAGCAAGCAGUGAAUGAGGGUCAGAAUCCUUUACCAAUCUACACUGCAAUCAAUGUGAAAGAAAAGUACAGUACUAUGGAUUUCAACGAAUGGGUUGAGUUCACACCCUAUGAAGUUGGUAUACCAAAAUAUGGAGUUUACGUUCGUGCUGAAGAUUUUGGAAGUGAAUUCUUUAUGGGUCGCCUGAUGAAGAAGCUUCCAGAAACUCAGAUCUGUUACUUGCAAGGCAUGUGGAGUAGUGUAUUUUCCCUGAAUCUCCUGUAUAUAUGGAAUAAGUCUCAUAGUUCAGAGGAUUUCUGGCACAAGUGGACUCAAGAUCAAAUAGUUGACAUUGAGGAAGAGCCUCAUCUAACUACAAGGACACAUGAGCAAAAGAUAUAUUUGUACACUCCUGCUGGACCCCUCUCCAGUGCUUUCAGAGACGUGCUCACUGAUCGCCUAUCAGUUGCCCAGUACCACAAUUUUCUCAGAGGUCUACAACUGGAUAACAGCUAUCUCGAGCAAAGCAAUUUUCAGAGAUGGAAAGAUACUAUACUAGAUUCUUCUUCACCUAACCAGCUGACCCAAACAGAAGACUACUUGUCUCUAGAAGAUACAGGAUUCUUCAUCAAUAGUAGUUCCGCACCUCUGCUGAGACCAGAAAGGAAGGUGGACAUUAUCCUACAUUUAAAUUACAGUUCAGGAUCACAAACACUGCCCCUGGAGCAAUCAUGCAAGUAUUAUGCAGAGCAAGGAAUCCCAUUUCCCAAAGCUGUUCUAAGUGAAGAUGACAAAAAAAAUCUUAAAGAAUGCUAUCUAUUUGAAGAUGCAGACAAUCCAGAAGCACCCAUAUUACUGUUUUUUCCACAAGUGAAUGAUACCUUUCGCCAUUAUAAAGCACCUGGUGUAAAACGCUCAGAUUCAGAACUGAAAGAUGGCAUAGUUGACGUCUCUAGUAACUCAACUCCCUAUUCUACAUAUUCACUGACAUUUAGUGAUGAAGAGUAUGAUCAACUGGUGCAACUGAGCGAAUACAAUAUUUUGAAUAACCAACAUCUAAUCCUUCAAGCCUUGCGCUCAGCAGUAAGACGGAAAAAAUGUACAAGAAAUAAUGCCAUUUGCUGAGAUCUUGAUGCAUAGAAUGAGAGGCUGGAAUUUGGGUCAGAUUUCUCUUAUGAUUGUUCAUAAGGCUAACUGAAUUCCACUUCAGUCCAAACAACAAAGUAUAACUGAUUAAGCCAAGCAGUCCAUAUUAAGACACUGUCAGAUCAGCUUCUUCCCAAACUUGUAGUGUUUUUGUGAACAAAUGGUUUCUGUCAGUAUGUCAGACACUUGAGACCUAAGCAUCAGCUGUAAUGAUUUCCCCAUUUUGUUCAUUGCUGUUCCCUGUACUAGCAGAAUUAAUUCAUGGAAAACAGUAAUCCUAAUUCAAAACCAGUAUGUAGGUGAGGCAGAUUCGAAUGUUAAAAGAAUCCAGGAGUAAGCUUAACCAAGCAGUCUCUGCAGUGGUUAAGGAACAUUUGACUGGUGUACAGGAGGAGAGGCAUACUUUUAUCAUCUCCGAGAUUAGCUGAGUGUCCCCUGCAGUACUGCUAAUGUUGCUGAGGCUUGGCAUCAUUUGCUCCUGGCUACAACUAGUCCUACAGGGCAGCAGCCUGCCAUGAAAAUUCCCAGUGUCUCUCUGCCUCUGAAUGUAACUUCAUACCCCUGGAAUAACAGAGAUUCAGUUUGAUGUGGUGGUUAAGAGUGGCAGGACUCUAAUCUGGAGAACCAAGUUUGAUUUCCCCACUCCUCCACUUGAAGCUAGCUGGCUGACCUUGGGUCAGUCACAGCUCUUCCAGAACUCUCUCAGCUCCACACACUUCACAGAGUGAUUGUUGUGGGGAUAAUAAUAACAUUGUAAAUCACUCUGUGUGUGUGUUAAGUUGUCCUGAAGGGUGGUAUAUAAAUCAAAUAUUGUUGUUGUUAUUAUAUCUAUUGUAGGUUUGCAGCUGUUAUUAUAGGGAAAGAAACCAUGCACUCUGUUGUGUGCUCUCUAUGAAUUAACUCUAUAAUUGGAGCAAAUAAUUUUGGAAAUAUCAAAUAGUGAUCAAGGUUAUUAGAGUACAUAGUUAUAUAUACAAUGGGUGAAUGAAGACUGUUGAUGGACUAUAGUGAGAGAAAAAUUACAUUGAAGCUUUUUAUGAUGUUCCAGACU